AGUGGAGAGGAGCGGGCGGCGGGGCCUGCGGAGUCACCCGGACUCCGCAGCCAAGCCGCGCCCCCGAGGAGCGCUUGGAAGGGCUCCCGCCUGCAGCUGGGGAAUCCGCUGGGCGGGGAGAAUCCGCGCCAGGGAAUCCAGCUCUCCGGACUCCUUUGCAAACACAAAGCGCCGGGUCUGGCGGCCUUCCCCUCCAGCCCUCCCCCUACACACACCCGAAGAAGCAGUUUUGUGUUAGAAAUGCAACAAGUAGUACCCGGGGCUCCCGGGGCGCCCUGCGCCGCCUGACUUGGCUGCGUGAAGCCCACCCGCCGAGACCCGGGGCCCGGCCUCCGGACAAAGGGCGGAGGAGGGGCUGGACGGGGCGCACUGUGCAGUCCGAAAAAGCCCUUUCAGCGAUCCUGGGCCGGCCGAAGGGAAUGCAGAGGAGACAGAGAGCCGGCGGGCCCAGAGGACGACCCGGCCGCAGCACGCAGGGCGGGCGGCGAUGGAGGUUGCCCGCGCCGCGCGCUUUCUGCUCGCGGUGUGCGUCUGCCUGGCUCUGCUGCCGCGGGCCGCGCCCGUGUGUCCGGAGCGCUGUGACUGCCAGCACUCCCAGCACCUCCUGUGCACCAACCGGGGACUGCGCGCCGUGCCCAAGACCAGCUCGCUGCCUAGCCCCCAAGACGUGCUCACCUACAGCCUCGGCGGCAACUUCAUAACCAACAUCAGCGCCUUCGACUUCCAUCGCCUGGGGCAGCUCAGGCGCCUGGACCUGCAGUACAACCAGAUCCGCUCCCUGCACCCAAAGACCUUCGAGAAGCUCUCGCGGCUGGAGGAGCUCUACCUGGGCAAUAACCUCCUGCAGGCGCUCGCCCCGGGCACGCUGGCGCCGCUGCGCAAGCUCAGGAUCCUCUACGUCAACGGCAACGAGAUCGGCCGCCUGAGCCGCGGCUCCUUCGAGGGCCUCGAGAGUCUGGUCAAGCUGCGGCUGGACGGUAACGCUCUCGGAGCACUACCCGACGCCGUCUUCGCCCCGCUGGGCAAUCUGCUCUACCUGCACCUGGAAGCCAACCGCAUCCGCGUGCUGGGCAAGAACGCCUUCGCGCAGCUGGGCAAGCUGCGCUUCCUCAACCUCUCCGCCAACGAGCUACAGCCCUCGCUGCGCCACGCAGCCACCUUCGCGCCACUGCGCUCGCUUACCACCCUCAUCCUCUCGGCCAACGGUCUGCAGCACCUGGGCCCCCGCGUGUUCCAGCACCUGCCCCGCCUCGGGCUGCUCUCGCUCAGGGACAACCAGCUCACGCACCUGGCGCCAGACGCCUUCUGGGGCUUGGACACCCUGCGCGAACUGCGCCUAGAGGGCAACCGCCUGAGCCAGCUGCCUUUGGCGCUGCUGGACCCUCUGCGCAGCCUAGAGGCCCUGGACCUGAGCCACAACGAGCUGUCCGCGCUGCACCCUGCCACCUUCGGCCACCUGGGCCGCCUGCGCGAGCUCAGCCUGCGCGACAACGCACUCAGCGCCCUCUCCGGCGACAUCUUCGCCGCCAGCCCGGCCCUCUACCGUCUGGAUCUGGACGGCAACGGCUGGACUUGCGACUGCCGCCUGCGGGGCCUCAAGCGUUGGAUGGGUGAUUGGCACUCGCAGGGUCGGCUGCUCACCGUCUUCGUGCAGUGCCGCCACCCGCCAGCCCUGCGGGGCAAGUAUCUGGAUUACUUGGAUGACCAGCAGCUGCAGAACGGGUCUUGCGCGCUGCCCUUGCCCUCGGCGGCUUCCCCGAUCGCCGCCCGGCUCCCACCCACAGCCGCGGGGCAGGAACCGACGCCCUCUGCAGGGAGUCUCACCGAGAUGCUGCCGCCGCAGCCCCAGCAGCGAGGGCGGCUUUUAGCCGGCCUGGCCUCGGACGUGACCGCCAGGGAGCUGGCGAGCAACCGCAGCGCUCUACGCAUGAGCCGCCGGGGCCCGAUCAUACAGCGGCCGGGCCCCUCUACCGUCUCGGGUCCCGCGCCACGCGUGCUAGAUGACCCGCAGGAGAAGCCCGAGCGGGGCGACCCCGCCCGUGCAGGGCCCACCGCGACGGCCGUGCCAGCUGGUGACCCCCGGCAGCGCAUGGUGAAGCAGCAGCGCCUGGCCGCCGACCAGUCGGAGCUCCCUCCGCUGGUGUCCGACCCGUGCGACUUCAACAAGUUCAUCCUGUGCAACCUGACGGUGGAGGCGGUGGGCGCCGACAGCGCCUCGGUGCGCUGGGCCGUGCGCGACCACCGUAGCCCCCGGCCACUGGGCGGCGCGCGCUUCCGCCUGCUCUUCGACCGCUUCGGCCAGCAGCCCAAAUUCCACCGUUUCGUCUACCUGCCCGAGCAUAGCGACUCGGCCACGCUGCGCGAGCUGCGCGGGGACACGCCGUACCUGGUGUGCGUGGAGGGCGUGCUCGGGGGCCGGGUCUGCCCCGUGGCUCCCCGGGACCACUGCGCGGGGCUGGUUACCUUGCCCGAGAGCGGGAGCCGCAGUGGGGCCAGCGGCAGCGUGGACUACCAACUGCUGACCUUGGCCCUGCUGGCAGUCAAUGCGCUGCUGGUGCUCCUGGCCCUGACGACCUGGGCGUCGCGCUGGCUGCGGAGGAAGCUGCGGGCCCGGCGGAAAGGCGGAGCGCCGGUGCACGUGCGCCACAUGUACUCCACACGCCGACCGCUGCGCUCCAUGGGCACCGGCGUGUCAACCGACUUCUCGGGCUUCCAGUCACACCGGCCACGCGCCACCGUGUGCGCGCUCAGCGAGGCCGACCUCAUCGAGUUCCCCUGUGACCGCUUCAUGGACAGCGUGGGUGCGGGGACUGGCGGCAGCCUGAGGCGGGAAGACCACUUGCUGCAGCGAUUUGCUGACUAAGGCCUGGCCUAGGAGGCCUUGGGCAGGCCACGUCCUUGGCCUCAAGCAGCCAACUCUGAGGAGAGCACCCUCCUAGAUCAGAACUUUUCCUACCUUAGCAGCACCCACCCCAGUGCACUGAACUGAGAGGCCUGGGGGGACAGUGAGGGUUCAUGUGGGAUACUGCCCCCUAGACCCUCAACGGGCCAACUACAAGGCUGGAAUGUGAUGGUCAAGGCCAGGAAUAGAGGGCAAAUGGACAAUGAGAUGGGGCGACCCUCAUGAGGGAUGCUUUGGCAGCGUGAUGGGAUGGGCCCUGGCACUGUCUCCUUUGGGGUAGAAAGUGGUACUUGUGUCCCCAAAAGAUUUUUGUUUACUGGGUAGACACCAGGGGAGUUUUGUUUAUUAGGGAACAAGGACUUCGUACCAUUGCAGCAGAGUGUGGCCAGUGACCCCGCCAUGGCCUGGGGGUCUCUGCCAAGAGGGGUGAUGAACAGGUGGCAUAGUAUAAGUCACCUGCCAGGGAAGUCGCUCUCCGUGUAGACUCGAUGGAUAGAGCAUUCGGGACAUCUUAACCUUUAAGUAAUAAGAGCCACAAUGUGAAGCGUGUUGACAUUUAACCAACUGACCAGUACACCCCAGGACUCACUCAGCCAACCUAGACUGUCCACUCUGUCCUCACAAUCACAGGGCAAGGACCCUGGCAGGCCCCAAAGACGGCUACGGC
Messenger RNA from Ochotona princeps (American pika), 3569 nucleotides. It is a transcript of the gene TRIL, whose product is annotated as TLR4 interactor with leucine rich repeats. NCBI's taxonomy places the organism in Eukaryota, Metazoa, Chordata, Mammalia, Lagomorpha, Ochotonidae. The record is from RefSeq and is a predicted model, not a curated record. The transcript has a single exon. Bases 488 to 2863 code for a protein of 791 amino acids. Gene Ontology annotation, molecular function: protein binding.